Molecule: messenger RNA, 129 nt
Organism: Paramecium primaurelia
Lineage: Eukaryota; Ciliophora; Oligohymenophorea; Peniculida; Parameciidae
Source: the annotation of a GenBank genome assembly
AUGAAACAUAUGAUGUUGAAUGCAGUUCUGAAAUUGAAACUAUUUAAACCAUCAAUGUGUAUGAAGAGUCUUACUUAGACACUGAGUUAUUAAAUGCUGAAACUCAUAGACUUAAGCACAAACCCUUGA